CCUACGGCCCCAUCGUCAUAAAUUACUCCCUUUAUAAAUCCUUGCAAUUGCCUCCAUUUAUUUUCUCUUCAAAACCAUACAGUUAAUUAAGUUCAUUUCAUUUAUCCUCUCAAAUAACUUUACACUAUUUUCAAUUUCCUCCAAAUGGGUGAGAAAAAAGAAGAAACCAAAGUUAAAGGAGCAGAGAAGAAGAAUGAAGGCGGAGAAAAAAAGGAUGAUGGCCCUGCCAUAGUUUUAAAGCUUGAUUUGCAUUGUGAAGGUUGUGCCCAAAAAGUCAGACGUUUCAUUCGCCACACCAGAGGUGUGGAAAACGUGAAAUCGGACUGUGAAAGUGGGAAAUUGACAAUAAAAGGGGACGUAGACCCCUCAUGGCUCCGGGAAAGGGUCGAGAUCAAGACCAAAAAGACGGUGGAGCUCAUAUCAUCGUCGUCCAAAAAGGGCGGCGGUGAUGGCACCGCAGAUAAGAAGAGCGGUGGUGAUGUCGCCGCAGAUAAAAAAGGCCGUGAAAAAGCAGAAAAGAAGACAGAGGACAAGAAGGCUGAUGAGAAGAAACCCAAAGAGAUCCAAGAAAGCAGUGUGGUGGCAUUGAAGAUUCGCGUGCAUUGUGACGGGUGUGCACAUAAAAUAAAACGAGUUAUUAAAAAGAUUAAAGGGGUGCAAGAAGUGAAGAUAGAAUCAGAAAAAGAUUUGGUAAUGGUAAAGGGGACGAUGGAUAUAAAGAAUUUAACUGCCUGCUUGACUGAUAAAUUGAAGCAAAAUGUUGAAGUUGUUCCACUAAAGAAAGACAAUGGUGGUGGUGAAAAGAAAGGCAAGGAGGGUGACAAUGACAAGAAGGAGAUAGAGGGUCGCGGCGGAGACAAGAAAGAAAAAGGCGGUAGUGGUGGUAUGGAGAAAAAAGACGGUGAUUCGAAGGUGGCUAGUAGUGGAGGAGGAGGAAGUAAAAGUGUAGAUCCAAAAGAGCAAAAAAGCGAAGUAAUCAACAAAAUGGAGUACUAUGGUUAUAAUGCAAAUACGGUUUUCUCAAUGCCUAUGCAAAAUCAAAGUUAUAUGGAUCAAGGUUAUGGCGCGACAAUGUAUGAUCCUGGUUAUGCUCAUUCGGGCUAUGUAGUUGAGUACGGACACCAGCCACAGUAUGUGCCACCACCUCCUCCACCAACGUACUUGAAUGCGCCUCAAAUGUUCAGUGAUGAAAAUCCCAACGGUUGUUUGAUCAUGUAAAAUGAUCACCAUUGACCAAUGUUUCUGAAAGACGCAAACUCGGAGGAGUCUUGUCUAUGAAGUAGAGCAACCUCAUUACAUCAUUUUCCCUGCAACGAAGCUUCUAGCUUUAAUUUUAGAUAAUACGAAUUUUAGUUCAGCUAAAAUUGUACAAAUUCCUAAUAUAUAAAAGCUGAAGAAAUAGUUAUAGAUGAGGAUAGACUAUGUAGUGUUGUCUUAGGAAAUUCUAUUUGUAGUGGAGAAAGGCUAAACCACCAUUAAGUGGUGCAGUAAUCGGUAGUCAUUUGUUUAUUAAUUUUGACUAGUAUGGUAUUAAUUAUAUUAGUUUGUAACUUGAAAUGUAUUCAAUUUCUUCGAAGAUAUUUUUUAUUAUACAAAGUUCUUCUACUCC
Capsicum annuum is the source of this 1609-nucleotide messenger RNA. Its product is annotated as heavy metal-associated isoprenylated plant protein 6-like. Bases 145 to 1218 code for a protein of 357 amino acids. Gene Ontology annotation, molecular function: metal ion binding. The transcript has 5 exons. NCBI's taxonomy places the organism in Eukaryota, Viridiplantae, Streptophyta, Magnoliopsida, Solanales, Solanaceae. The record is from RefSeq and is a predicted model, not a curated record.